Molecule: messenger RNA, 933 nt
Organism: Megalopta genalis
Lineage: Eukaryota; Metazoa; Arthropoda; Insecta; Hymenoptera; Halictidae
Product: small ribosomal subunit protein eS4
Biological process (GO): translation
Cellular component (GO): cytosolic small ribosomal subunit; ribosome
Molecular function (GO): RNA binding; structural constituent of ribosome
Source: RefSeq, a predicted model, not a curated record
AGUCGCUAUAUUGGCUGCAGUGGCGUCGCGAGCAACUAACUGAUGUUAUGGGAAGCUCUGAGAGUUUGUGUCUUUUCCGUUUAGAAGACCAAGAUGGCUCGAGGUCCGAAAAAGCACUUGAAGCGUCUUAACGCGCCGAAAGCAUGGAUGUUGGACAAAUUGGGAGGUGUAUAUGCACCACGUCCAUCCACUGGGCCCCACAAGCUCAGGGAAUCUCUUCCUCUUGUCAUUUUCCUCCGUAAUAGAUUGAAGUAUGCCCUGACCAACUGUGAAGUGACAAAAAUUGUGAUGCAGCGUUUGAUUAGAGUCGAUGGCAAAGUUCGUACAGACCCCAACUAUCCAGCAGGUUUUAUGGAUGUAAUCACUAUCAAGAAGACUGGUGAAUUCUUCAGACUGAUCUAUGAUGUUAAAGGACGUUUCACUACUCACAGAAUCACAGCAGAAGAAGCCAAGUACAAGCUGUGUAAAGUAAAGCGUGUUCAAACUGGACCUAAAGGUAUUCCAUUCUUGGUGACGCACGAUGGUAGGACCAUUCGUUAUCCAGACCCAGUCAUCAAGGUCAACGACACCAUUCACUUGGACAUUGCUACUAGCAAAAUCUUGGAUUCUAUCAGAUUCGAUUCGGGUAAUCUGUGUAUGAUCACUGGUGGGAGAAAUUUGGGACGUGUCGGCACGGUAGUCAGUCGCGAACGUCACCCUGGAUCCUUCGAUAUUUGUCACAUCAAGGAUUCGCAAGGACAUACUUUUGCAACAAGGUUGAAUAACGUGUUCAUCAUUGGCAGAGGUACAAAGCCCUACAUUAGUUUACCGAGGGAUAAGGGUGUUAAGCUAUCAAUCGCUGAAGAACGCGACAAGAGGUUAGCAGCGAAAGGUGUGAAUUAAUGUAAAUAUUCAAUAAAACUUUCAAUAAACCGAGAAUUUCUAACAAUAAAA